Molecule: messenger RNA, 1742 nt
Organism: Schistosoma curassoni
Lineage: Eukaryota; Metazoa; Platyhelminthes; Trematoda; Strigeidida; Schistosomatidae
Source: the annotation of a GenBank genome assembly
UUGGCGUUGUCUUUCUUUGGAUUCUAAUUCCAAGUUAGAUUGUAAGUCUGUUUAAAGUCGACUUGCGUACUAAUUAGUGUGGAUAGACUGGGUGCCCAUCCUGUUUCAUGGUUGAAGGCUGUAAUCAUCCACAGGCAGAUGGUAGUUGGUGUCAUCGAAAAUGGCUAUCAACAUCAAUCGAGAGGUUGAAGAUACCUUUUACAGGUAUAAAAUGCCGAAACUUACUGCCAAGGUAUGGUUUUAACUUUGUAUUGAGUAUUUUGUAGGUAGAGGGCAAAGGGAAUGGUAUUAAAACAGUCAUCGUAAAUGUGUCAGAUAUCGCCAAAGCAUUGUACCGAAAACCCAUUUGUAUGUCUUUUUUUCACUCUGUGAACUCCUUUAGAUCUCACUAAGUUCUUCGGGUGUGAGUUAGGGGCUCAAAUCCAUGUAGACGAGAAGAAUGAACGCUAUAUCGUUAAUGGUGCUCAUCAAGCAGAGAAAUUGCAGGAACUACUAGAUGGUUUCAUUAAAAAGUUUGUGUUGUGCCAGAGCUGCGGGAAUCCGGAGACUACCAUGCACGUCAACAAACGAGGAGGUACAGUUGCUACAACAUGUAAAGCAUGUGGCAGUCAGGGACAGUUGGACGUUACUCACAGGCUGACCCAGUACAUAGUCAAAAACCCUCCAGAACCAGAAGCUACUCCAGCUAAAUCUAAGCAAAAGAAAGGAAAGAAGACGAAAGGUGAAAAUGAAGGUAAGAUAACUAAUAAGCCGUUACUGUCAGAUGACGAUAACGAAGCAAACACUAAUGGAGAUGAGAAUAGUCGCAGCAGUCCUGUUAAUGCUGAUGAAGAUAAUGAAGAUGACGACUGGCUAGAGGACACUACUGAGGAAGCGCGACGUCAGAGGAUCAACACUUUAUCAGCCAUGGCAAAGUCCCUUGCUUUGUGUGACGACGUGGAGCGCUCUGAAACGGAGAGAGCAGAUAUUUUCUACAAACACUUGUCACAGAUGCAUCAGAAUGACAAAGUCCUGGCAAACCGUAAAGAGGUGAAACUGGAAGCCGACCGUCUUAGUCUUGGUCCACGUGCUGUGUUGGUUAUCGCCGAGGUGUUAUUUAAUAACCCAUCUACUAUUCUGAAUGAUAUAAAGAAAUACGCCCCGUUAUUACUUUUGUUCACUCGGUCGGGUGAAGAUCAGAAACGAGCCCAAAUGUACACAUGGGGUGCCAUGGCGAAGCUUAUCGAAAGACAUUCGGAUCAAAAUCUAAUAGAUAAGGCGUGUCAUCUUCUUAAGACAUUGUACGAUUGUGACGUUAUCGAGGAAGACAUUAUUUUGGAUUGGUACGACAAAGGAGUAAGUACUUUAUUUAAGCUACAUUAAAUCAUAGCCUUCAAAAAAAUUUGUAUCUCGCGAGUUAAGUGCAAAAAUACUGGCUCGCUGCUCUCCUAUGGUGACAUGGUUGCGACAAGCUGAAGAGGAAGAGUCGGAAAGUUCUGAAGAGGAGUCUGAAGCUAAUAACCACGCAGUAAUUUAUUUUAUUAACUGACUCGCUCUUAGAUUACUCAACCUAUUAAUGGGUCAAACAGUGCCAAGGUUCCUGCCACUAAUGUGACGGAUGAUGAAGAUGACGAUGUGGACAUAGAUGCUAUAUAAAACGUCACACCAAACCGUGUUGAAUUACUGAGCUACCAAGCUUUAGCCCGUCUCUGAUUCCUAAUUUUUUGUUUUUUUCUAAUAAAUAUAUUCCUGUCUGGUAGUUU